GUAGCCAAUUUCUAGUAAACCCUCUAAAACCCUAGCCCGCUCGCCCAGUCCCCCCCAAACCCAACUCUCCCAGAAAUCAAAGCCUCAAUUGCAGAAAUCAAAAGAAUUUCAAUCCCAAUAUGCAGCACGACGAGGUCAUAUGGCAGGUCAUCCGCCACAACCACUGCAGCUUCAUGUCCAAAAUUGAAACCGGAAUAUUCUGCAGAAACCCAUAUAACGUUACCGGGGUUUGUAACCGGAGCUCUUGCCCUCUCGCCAACAGUCGCUAUGCCACCAUUCGCGACCACGAUGGGGUCUUCUAUCUUUAUAUGAAAACUAUAGAAAGAGCUCAUAUGCCAAACAAAUUGUGGGAAAGAGUUAAGCUGCCAAGGAAUUAUGAGAAAGCACUCGAAAUCAUUGACAAAUAUCUGAUGUAUUGGCCUAAGUUUCUUGUACAUAAAACAAAGCAACGGCUCACUAAAAUGACUCAGAUGCGGAUACGCAUGAGGAAACUUGCUUUGAAAACAAGGGAGAAAAUAAUGACAACACCGAGGAAGGAAAUAAAGAGAGAAGCUAGAAGAGAGGAGAAGGCAGAAAAGGCUGCAGUCUUGGAUAAGAGCAUUGAGAAAGAACUAUUAGAACGCCUUAGGAACAACGUUUAUGGAGAGAUAUAUAAUUACCCUUUUGAAAAAUACCAAGAGGUCCUUGAAGAGGAAGGUCAGAAUACUGAAAUAGAAGAAGAAGAAGAAGAAGAAGAAGAAGACUACGAGGAAGGUGAGAUAGAAUAUGUUGCUGAUGAUCAGUUUGAAGAGGAGGAGGAGGAUAUUGAAGAUAUGGGUGGUCUAGCACUGAAUCAUUCACAUGCAGAUGAUGAUAAUGUUGGAAUGGAUGAAGAGCCAGAAGUAGAUACUGGCAAGAGAGGGAGGAAGUCUCGAAAGUUUGAGAAAGAUGGAGUUGUCACCAAAUCGAAGAAACCCAGGGUACAUGUUGAGGUGGAGUAUGAAGAUGGUCGUGAUAGACAAAAGGCAGUUCACUAAAAGCUUUUGCUUGUUCUGAAGGCAGUUCACCAAAAGCUUUUGCUUGUACUGUUUGUUUGAUCUGAAAGAGAUGGUCAGAAUUGUUUCUUCUUGUGAGGUUGGUUGUUGCUUUUCAAAAGCUUCUCAGUCGAAAGAAGGAACUUGCUGUGGUGAUGUUGGGAAUAGACCCAAGGUUUUGAUAGUUUAAAUUAUGUUUACAGGAAAAAACAAUUGUUAUUUGUAUUUCGAGAAAACCAAUGUUACCCACCAAGCUAAUUUGUCGGGUGUUGACUUGUGAGAAGGAGCCUACUCUCUACAUUUUCUUGUGAGGCAGAGCUAGUUGGAUUUAGUUGGCCAUCACAUGUUGUGAGUCAUUGGUUUUCUGAGUUGUAAGCGGGUUCUCUCUUUAUAACCAUGCAAUACAAUCUUUUGUUUCUUACUAUUAAGGAUUUUCAG
Messenger RNA from Fragaria vesca subsp. vesca, 1451 nucleotides. Its product is annotated as protein MAK16 homolog B-like. Gene Ontology annotation, biological process: maturation of LSU-rRNA; maturation of 5.8S rRNA. Bases 120 to 1016 code for a protein of 298 amino acids. The record is from RefSeq and is a predicted model, not a curated record. The transcript is spliced from 9 exons. Lineage: Eukaryota; Viridiplantae; Streptophyta; Magnoliopsida; Rosales; Rosaceae. Gene Ontology annotation, cellular component: nucleolus; preribosome, large subunit precursor.